This is a messenger RNA of Gopherus evgoodei (Goodes thornscrub tortoise), 632 nucleotides long. RefSeq names its product interleukin 23 subunit alpha (gene IL23A). The coding region runs from base 38 to 424 and encodes 128 amino acids. Gene Ontology annotation, biological process: positive regulation of T cell proliferation; positive regulation of T-helper 17 cell lineage commitment; immune response. NCBI's taxonomy places the organism in Eukaryota, Metazoa, Chordata, Testudines, Testudinidae. Gene Ontology annotation, cellular component: interleukin-23 complex; extracellular region. The record is from RefSeq and is a predicted model, not a curated record. The transcript is spliced from 3 exons. Gene Ontology annotation, molecular function: cytokine activity.
GCCAGGCUGACCCAGAGCUCUGCUGUUCCCCAACCAGAUGAACCUGGUGGAGGAGAAGCCCAGCGAGGACCUGACCCCCCACAUCCGCUGCAGCGACAACUGCGACCCCAACAAGCUGGACUCUGACCAGAGCUGCCUGCGCCGGAUCCGCGAGGCCCUGCAGCAUUACCGGACGCUGCUGGGCUCCGACGUCUUCGCCGAGGUGGGGGGCCCGGACUCCAGCCCCAUAGCCACACUACAGGACGCCCUGGCCCAGCUGACCAGCCUCGUCCAGGAUGGCAGCUUUGCCGAGGGGUCGGCAGCCCCGCUGCAGCAGAGCCAGCCCUGGGAACGGCCUGUGCUCCGGCACCGCAUCCUCCACCAGCUCCGCUCCUUCUCGGCCGUGAUGGCGCGGGUCUUUGCCCACAGCGCGGCCACCCGCUAGGCCAGAGGGAGCAUUUCUCCAGGACCGCCAGAGCCGAGUCCAGCCCCACAGCGGGCGCCCAGCCAAGGGAACCCAGCGCCGGCCUGAGCUCCGCCCGCUUCUGGACUGUGUUUAUCGCAUACCCCCCGCCCCCGCUGUAUUUAUUGCCCGGCCCUUGGGUUAUUUAUGAGCAGCCGCUGUCUAUUUAUGCCCCAGCCGGGUGGCUAUU